Molecule: messenger RNA, 759 nt
Organism: Perkinsus marinus ATCC 50983
Lineage: Eukaryota; Perkinsozoa; Perkinsida; Perkinsidae
Exons: 1
Source: RefSeq, a predicted model, not a curated record
AGAUCUUUCUCUUUUGUGAUGUUCCGAAUGGCCUCGUCAGUGGCGCUGAGAGCUCGAGCUCGGAUGAUGGGUAUAAACGGGGUCAACGAACUCCCUCGUGGAUAUGUUCCCCGCCCUGGGAUGAAAUUACCGCAAAACCUGAGGCGCAUCCAAGGCUCUCCUGUGCUGCCUGGUGUGCAUCUGCCGAUCCCUGCUGGAGAGGCUGUCGAGAGAGGAGCUCAUGCAGUUUGCACGCAUGCGCAAAGUAGUGUGGGGACGCUGGUCGAGAUAGGAGAUGGGCGGAUGAUGAUUCCGAAGGUUCGAGUGGAGUUGAAUGAGGAUGGAAUCUUCACUGUGCGCAAAGAUACUUUUGAUGACCCAGCCACUGUGCGAGAGGCUCGGGAGGAACUGUUGGGGGAAUGCGAGAAAUUGGCUGCUUGCGAUUCGAAAUUUGCGUUGAAAUGGGUGCAAGCUUUGGCGAGAUGCGAUGCUAAGGAUCUCCAUUGGAUGCCCGAUGCCUUAGCGGAGAUCUUGACAAUUUCUGAUGAGGAAAAGGUAUCUCUUUUGGAGGAAAGGAGUUUGGUAGCUCGAGCGAGACGGGUUGGUGAUAUUAUUCGUGGAAAGAUUGGUGAUGGUGAGAAGAAUAGAGAGGAUAUCGAUCAGCUGAUCGAUUUGGGGAGGAAGAUCCCUCUUGGGAAUACUGGUGAUAGGACUCGACGGGUGUUUGAGAAGGAGUUAACGAGGCUAAGUCAGCUUGAGCCGAGCUCACAGGAGUACGCA